Molecule: messenger RNA, 2785 nt
Organism: Pollicipes pollicipes
Lineage: Eukaryota; Metazoa; Arthropoda; Thecostraca; Pollicipedomorpha; Pollicipedidae
Gene: Mer
Product: ezrin/radixin/moesin family protein merlin
Exons: 17
Coding region: 160-2115 (651 amino acids)
Cellular component (GO): cytoskeleton
Molecular function (GO): actin binding
Source: RefSeq, a predicted model, not a curated record
GUUUGGUUUUGAUCCGGUACCGAAAUAACAAGACUACGGGCGGGGCCUGGCGGAAAACGAUUUCCACAGCGACGAAGCUGUUCUAAAUAUUUUUAUGCACUCGGAGUUGCACAUGGUAUUGCUGUGAGUUGACUUCCGAGAUGGAUUUUUCGCUGCUGGAUGUCUGGAACUGUACUGCAGUGCACUGUAGGGAAGGUUAAGAGCCGCCUCAAAGAAGCCUCUGUCCAGGAAAGAGAAGGAAGUUGCAAUACCUGGAUGCCUUAUCAGUACACAAAGAUGUUCUCAAGCUCCAGAUCACAUGCCUUAGGAUCAAAAAUAACAUUUGGGAAGAAGAAAAAGAAAUCCCUUCCUGUGAAGGUUACCACCAUGGAUGCAGAGUUGGAGUUCAAUGUUGAGUGGGGAGCGACAGGUCGCACCCUGUUCGAUCUAGUGUGUCGUACAAUUGGCCUCCGAGAAACGUGGUUCUUUGGAUUGCAAUACCAAGAUGUCAAGGGCUACGCAUCCUGGCUGAAAAUGGACCGGAAAGUUCUGGAUCAAGACGUGCCCCGGGAUUACCCGCUGUCCUUGCUGCUGCUGGUGAAGUUCUACCCGGAGGAUGUCUCCGAGGAGCUGGUGCAAGAGAUCACGCAGCACCUCUUCUUCCUGCAAGUCAAGCAGGCUAUUCUCAACAUGGACAUCUACUGCCCGUCGGAAGUCAGCGUCCUGCUGGCGUCGUACGCCGUGCAGGCCAAGAACGGCGACGCAGGAGAGUCGAGCUUGCCUUCCGGGAUUUUGGCGAACGAGGAGCUGCUGCCCAAGAGGGUCAUCAAACAGUAUAACAUGACUACCACUAUGUGGGAAGAGCGCAUCAAUAUCUGGUACCAAGACCACAAGGGCAUGUCGCGCGACGAGGCCGAGAUGGAGUACCUGAAGAUCGCCCAGGACCUGGAGAUGUACGGCGUCAGCUAUUUCUCCAUCACGAACAAUAAAGGCUCGGAGCUAUUCCUGGGCGUCGGUGCUUUGGGCCUGAAUAUCUACGACAAGGAGAACAAGCUAACGCCCAAGAUCUCCUUCCCCUGGUCGGAAAUCAAGAACAUCAGCUACGACGACAAGAAGUUCACCAUCAAGAUAGUCGACAAGUCAGCGCCGAAUUUCGUCUUCUUUUCUCAGAAUUUAAAAAUGAACAAGCUGAUCCUGGACCUGUGCAUCGGCAACCACGAUCUGUACAUGCGGCGUCGCAAGCCCGACUCGAUGGAGGUCCAGCAGAUGAAGGCUCAGUCGCUGGAGGAGAAGAAGAGACGGCAUGUGGAACGUGAGAAGUUGGAGCGCGAGAAGCAGCUACGCCUGGAGAUCGAACGGCAGAAGACGGAACUGGAGCAGCGCCUGCUGCAGUACCAGGACGAGAUCCGACUGGCCCAAGAGGCUCUGCAACGCUCCGAGGAGACGGCCGAGCUGUUGUCGGAGAAGUCACACAUCGCCGAGGAGGAGCGCACGCUGCUACAGCAGAAGUCCUCCAAGUCGGAGGAGGAGGUGCGCCGCAUCAAGAUGCAGCAGGUCAAGACGGAGGAGGAGAAGUACCUGCUGGAGCGGAAGGUGCGCGAGGCCGAGAUGAUCGCCGCCAGGGUUGUGGAGGAGUCGGAGCGACGCUCCUACGAGGCUGACCGGCUCAAGGAGGACCUCUACAAGGCCCGGAUAGCGGAGCGGCAGGCCAAGGAGAAGCUGAUGGAGUUCUUAGCCAAACAAUCGAGCCAAAGCGUCACGCAGUCUUUCAAUGGGAUAUCGAGCGUGUACGACGGCGGCGACAGCAGAGAGCUGCCGGAGCUGCAUCUGAACCAGUCCAGCGCGCUCACGUCCCAGCUGGCCCAGUACGACCUCAUGGCCGACACCAACAUGGACCAGCUCAACCUGCAGAUCGAGAAAGAGCGUGUCGAGUACCUGCAGAAAUCGAAGCACCUACAGGAGCAGCUUAAGGAGAUGCGAACCGAGAUUGAGGUGCUCAAGAUUGGAGAGAACCAAACCCUGUACGACCACAUCCACGACGAACAGGUCAACCUGGGCGAAAACAAGUACUCCACCUUCAGAAAGACAAAGGAGGGCUCCACGCGGUCCCGAGUGGCCUUCUUCGAGGAGCUGUGAGCAAGCCGUCUGGUCCAAAGCGUCGCAGCGCCUUAUCAGUGCCAAGUGUGCGACAUUGUACGUGUCGACGCGAGGCUGUGAUUCCCCAACUGCCUUCGGCGUCGCCGGGGGCAACGUGGCGGGGUGGCCGCUACCUGCGCCGCGGCCGGCCCGGCCCGGCCCGCCCUCGUGCCCGCAGUGGUGUUUGUGUCGGAGGCGACCACUGCCGACUCCCGUGCCUUCGGACGCCACAGGGCCGUGACCAGGCGGCUCGCCGAGACAGCCAGACGCUGUUCACCGCGGGCACGGAUCGAGAGCACCCGCGUUUUCACUCAUGGUACCGUGAUGUCCAUCUCGUCGGAAGACGUUGCAGCUACUUAGUCGACUGGAACGCCAAGGCCCGGCGAGCGGCCUGCGGCGCCGGGCCUCCCCGGCCGCCGCCGGCUGGUGCAGCAGCAGAUGGUGGCCAGCUAGUCGGCCCGCCGGCCUGCUUCAUAAGGCAUGCAUUUAGUGAUCCCAGAGCAGCUUCUGCCGCUGCCUAAAUGGUCUGUAACUCUACGAUAGCGAUAUCAUUUUCUACGUGUUUCUAGGCUGUUGCCAGUAUGUUGAUGGAUCGGCUUGUUCCAGCGUACAGGCGCUGAACUGUUCCCACUUUCACGCUGUGACAUGAAUACAAGAUCUUCCAUGUGAA